Dermacentor silvarum is the source of this 2141-nucleotide messenger RNA. RefSeq names its product sulfotransferase 1B1. NCBI's taxonomy places the organism in Eukaryota, Metazoa, Arthropoda, Arachnida, Ixodida, Ixodidae. Bases 185 to 1126 code for a protein of 313 amino acids. The record is from RefSeq and is a predicted model, not a curated record. Gene Ontology annotation, molecular function: sulfotransferase activity. Gene Ontology annotation, biological process: sulfation. Gene Ontology annotation, cellular component: cytoplasm. The transcript has 4 exons.
ACAGCACAAGCUUUGUCAGUUCUUCCACUGGCGCCAGCCUCCACAGUCAUUCAUAAAGUACCGAGAAGAAACCUGAGAAAACUGCUACCAGGAACUGUUUAACGUUCAGGAGGUCCGCGUAAAAGGAGGCACGGCCAGCUGUUCUAUCUAACAGUACAUAAAGAAGCACGGCAAUCCGAUCGAAAUGGACCAAGAAUCAUAUCGGUUUGUUGAAGGAGUGUGGAUGCACAACUUCUUCCGGGACGAAGCCAUCCGCUCAGUUAUCAAUUUCAAACCCCGGGAUGGAGACAUUGUCAUCAUAACGUAUCCCAAAUGUGGAACCAACUGGACAACGUUCAUUGUCUACAACAUUCUGACACGCAGCAAACAACUUUCCAGUGUUGGAGAGUUUGGGCUCAUGUGCCCGUUUAUUGAGAUGACUGGAGCCGCAGCUGCCGAAAAUCCAUCGAGAGAAGGUCCCAUUAUUACCCACCUGCCGUUGAGAGUUUUCCCACCAGUGGACCACGCAAAGUACAUUUACGUGGCCAGAAACCCUUACGACUGUGCGGUGUCCUAUUACCACUUCCUCAAGGGACUAACUCCAAAGACGGUCACCGAUGUUUCCUUCGAGAAGUUCCUACCGCUUUUUUUAUCCGGCAAAGUAAUUUACGGCGACUAUUUCGACCACCUCUUGGCGUGGUACGAGCGGAGAAACGACGCCAAUGUCCUUUUCCUUACCUAUGAAGAACUUAAGGCGGACACGACAGGGCAAGUGCUCAAAAUCGCUGACUUUCUCGGUAACGACCACGGCGCCGCACUGCGAGAAGACGAGGCGGUUCUGCAGAAGGUGCUGAAGGCCUGCAGUCUGGAGAACAUGAAGGUCUUCUUUAGUGACAAGCCACUGGACCGAGCCAAGAAAAUGGUGGAAACAGCGCAGGAAAAACCAGGUUCUUCUGAAAUGUUGAAGAACAUGCCAACGCCGACUGUCGAGAUGCAUGAGGGUGCGGGGUUCGUGCGUAAGGGAAUCGUAGGCGACUGGAGAAACUACUUCACACCGGAACAAAUAAACGAAACUAAAGACUGGAUAGCGAGAAAGACUGAGGGAAGUGACGUAAUGACGCUAUGGAAUAACUGCGACCUGCCUUAAGCAUUCGAGGGUCAUGGUGUUUUUAUUGUCAGGAGGUGUUGGCGUAAAAGAGGAAUAUUUUACAAUCUGGAAUUCAUUAUCACUAUAUAAUUAAUGCUGUGUACGCGGGCGAAGAUAUGUAAGCUUCCUAUUCCUUUUCUAUAUUUUUUUGUUACCAAUAAAAAUCUUUUACACAAUGCCUAUGAAACGUAGAGGAGAUUUUCAUUUUUUUAUUAUGAUGCAACCUGCGGAUGCAUGUUCAUUGAGCCAAUCACAGUGAAGAGUCCCUAUACAAGAUUCGUCUUUUUAUGUCAUAUCAAAUUCAAAGAACGCUUAUUCACAAUUCAUCAGCCAGAGUGGUCACCAGUAUAAUGAGGUGCCGACCAGAAGGCUAGCUAUAAACCACAAAAGCGAAUUUAUUAACGUAGUUCACGAAUCUAGAAUCUCUUAGCUCCGAAAGUCUAACCCUUGUUGCUGCUUAAGUAAGGGCACGUAAUAACCGUCAAAACAAUAGGAGACUUGCGUGCUCUGACUCUGAGCUUUCACAGUGGUAGCGCGGUGGACUGUUCAUUCUAAAUGGAGCCGCACAAAUCACUACACUAUCCUCUUUUUUAAUUAGGAAGCAUUCCUUGCCUCCUUUUAGGUAUUUUGGGGCAGGUAGGUAAGUGGGUAGGUAGUCAGGUAGGUAUUUCUUGUCUCACCACACUUCGGAACAACUGUAAUUAAAAUAAAUACGUGACCAACCGUGCAAUCGAAACCGAUGUGUUAGAGCACAGCACCCGAAAGCUCUAACCACUCGACCACGAUAGCACUAUGCUCCCCUCGCGCCGAAGUCGCUCUCUUGGACGCUUGGCGUGUGCGUUACGUGCAGGAUUCUUGUGUUGUUUCCUUUUGUCAGCUUGCGCUUUGAGAUUACGUGUUAGACCACACCAUCUCCGGGAUCGGCCUACAUUCUCCAGUUCAUUCCUCGAAGCAGCUUACGCUUGACAGAAACUGCGCGACGUUCUAGUGCCUUCAAGAUUGGUGUAGGUCCAAU